AAACUGGCUGUAAAGGCAGGGUUGACGGAAGUCCUUCCCGAGGGGUGGAGCAGUAUAGUAGUUGGGUUUGGAGCCGCGGACUCUGCUGGGCUCAGGGAUUCCCGGGAAGGGAUGGGAGCGCCGUUUUGACUGAAGUUGAACGGGGCGACUGGAAGGAAGAUGAAAACUGGCUGAAGGGAAUUGGGGGAGCCGUGAAGAAGGAAGGAGGGCUCUGCUCGAGGGGAUGGCGUGGCCAGCGGUUGGGGGAAACCCAAGGGGUGGCUUCGGGAAUAAGGAGAAAGACGGAGCCUGAUGCGGGCUGCGUGGAAAACGGAGGGGGGCGUAAUCGGAGAAAGGAAACAGGACUAAGCGAGAUUCGGGGGUUCCGUGGGCCGCGGGAGACCUCCAUUAAUGAUAGGUUGUGUGGGCAACCCGGAAGUUUGGGUUGACCCUCUCCGAGUAUCACAGGAGGUUAGACUUACAUGAUAGAGGUGCAGUCGAGGAGCCAGACGGAGCAGUCUGGGAGGCUGUGCUCCACUUACCCAGUCUGAGUGACCCAGUUUAAGCCCCGCACCUGUCUGAAUUUGAGUUUACUCUUCUGUAAAUGGGAGUAACAGUCAUACACAGGCACAAGAUUUCCGUGAUGGUUGAGUUAGAGGAGAUGCUGUGUGUGCUAUUACGCCCAGUGAUACAGUAACAUGUAGUGGACGAUCACGCCUCCAGCCUGAGCAAUGGGGUGCCCUGUCCUCCUGUUUCUGCUCCUGGCUUUCCUGAUGCCGGGGGUUGCCAUCCCCGUACCUCCAGCCCUAAGGGCUCUCAGCAACCUGCACUUGUCAACCAGCUUCACAUCCCAUCCCGCCGCAGUCGGGAACUACUCCAUUCACUACUUUGAACAGAAGGUUGAUCAUUUUGGAUUUAAGAUCGAUAAAACUUUUAAACAGCGUUACCUGUUAGCUGAUCAACACUGGCAGAAAGAGGGUGGAUCCAUACUUUUCUACACUGGUAAUGAAGGGGACAUUAUCUGGUUUUGCAAUAAUACGGGGUUCAUGUGGGAUGUGGCUGAGGAACUGAAAGCUAUGUUGGUGUUUGCUGAACACAGAUACUAUGGAAAGUCGCUACCUUUUGGUGCCAGCUCUUUCAAGGAUUCCAGACACUUGAAUUUUCUGACAUCAGAACAAGCUCUGGCUGAUUUUGGAGAGUUAAUCAAACACUUGAAAAGGAUAAUCCCAGGAGCUGAAAACCAACCUGUGAUUGCUGUGGGGGGCUCUUAUGGAGGCGUGCUCGCAGCCUGGUUCAGGAUGAAGUAUCCUCACAUGGUGGUUGGAGCUCUUGCAGCCUCUGCCCCUAUCUGGCAAUUUGAGGAUAUAGUACCAUGUGGUGCAUUUAUGGAAAUUGUAACUACAGAUUUUAGGAAAAGUGGCCCAAAUUGUUCUGAGAGCAUCCGCAGUUCCUGGGAUGCCAUUAAUCGACUCGCAAGAACUGGUACUGGCUUGGAUUGGCUUUCUGAAGGCCUUCACUUAUGUACUCCAUUAACAAAUUCUCAGGAUGUUCAGCGUUUGAAAGAUUGGAUCUCUGAAACCUGGGUACAUCUGGCAAUGGUGGACUACCCUUAUGAGUCUGACUUUUUACAGCCUUUGCCUGCGUGGCCAGUCAAGGUGGUAUGCCAGUAUUUGAGAAAUCCCCAUGUAUCAGAAAAAGAGUUGCUGCAGAAUAUUUUCCAAGCUCUGAAUGUAUAUCACAAUUAUUCAGGCCAGGCGAGAUGCCUGAAUAUGUCAGAGGCGGCAACUGGUAGUCUGGGAACCCAGGGUUGGAGCUAUCAGACCUGCACAGAAAUGGUCAUGCCCUUUUGUACAAACGGGAUUGAUGACAUGUUUGAACCUCACUCAUGGGACUUGAAGGAAUUUUCAGAUGAUUGUUUUAAACAGUGGGGUGUGAAACCAAGGCCUUCCUGGAUCACUACUAUGUAUGGAGGCAAAGACAUCAGUUCCCAUACGAAUAUCAUUUUCAGCAAUGGUGACCUAGACCCCUGGUCAGGAGGUGGAGUAACCAAGAACAUCACAGACACCUUGGUUGCCAUCACUAUCCCGGAUGGGGCCCAUCACCUAGAUCUUCGAGCCAGCAAUGCCUUUGAUCCCACGAGCCUGCUAUUAGCCCGCUCCUUGGAAGUUAAAUACAUGCAGCAGUGGAUCAGAGAUUUCUAUGCCAGUCUGAGAAACACGCGCUGAGAAAUUUUUGAUCAUUUUCAGUUUCUUCUUUUAUGUUCCUUCCACCCACAUUCCCAUUUACUUUGGUUUUCUACACAAAAUUACUUUCCCUUGUUUAUUAUUGGAUUUGGUGGGGCAAAGGCUGAGACAGAAGAGAGGGUGAUGGUGGAGACAGCAGCCAUUCCACACCCCAGAUCCUUGCCUUCUUUGACCACCUCUGGGGAGAAUCUCUUUGUGGCAGCUUUCCCUCCCUACCAGGGCCCUCAUAACUGCAGCAGGGUUCCUGCCUUUCACAAGAGGGGGAGUCCAUUCCUUUGUUUCUCUGCAAGCAGAGGUUUCUCUUGGUUUUCAGACUGAAGUCUCUUUGGCCCAUUUCUCAGUCCCCACCUUUGCCCUCCCAAAAGGAAAAGCAAAAAAUAAAGAUGAUAUAAAUGCAGCUGAUAGAAAGGAUGUCUGAUGCCAACCCAGGAAAAAGGAGUCAUUUCAUGUGUCCUUGAUUUAACAACUUAGAACUAUGCUGUAAAUAAAGAGUAAGGUGGUACCUUGUCCCUGUGUGCUGCUUCUGCAUCUCACUCCAGCUGUUGGGAUCACUGUGUGUGCUGGGCUUUGCUAGUUUUGGAAAGUCCUUUAAUUUUCUGUCUUCUACUUGGCAGCUUUUUUUUAGUUCUGGAAUAUUUGCCACUGUGGGACUGCCAUUUAGAAAUCUGGCCUCUUUUUGCUCCAUUUCUCUUUGUUUCUAAGGUCAGUUUUGUGGUAAUUUGGUUACAUUUUGUCAGUUUGGGAAAAUGACUAUUUUGUUUUUCCUUUUACAUUAGAGCAGGCUUUUAUAUGCUGUGGUCGCUGAUGAUACUUUCUUAAGAAUCCAUUAAAAAUCGAUGAAUCAAGUAUUCAAAAUGUAGACUGUAGUUAUGUUCAACUUUUUAAAAAAAAUUUUAUUUCCUAGUGGUUGAUGCUGCUGCCAUUGAAGCCAGAAGUGUCAGGACAUUAAGAGGCAGGUGCACGAGAACUUUCUGUGUGGCUCCAAAAGGCAAGCUAAUUCAUGCGGGCAGCAUAUUUGACAUUAAUAAGUGACUGAGCCCUUGCUAUUUCCAAAGGGUUGGCUUCUUUCAAGCAGUUCUUACACUGAAACCUUUCUUCAGAAGAGCUUUUCUAGGAUAACAAAUAUGGAUAGCAAACCUUUCAGGGACACAGAGAGAGAUUCUAUUCUGUUGAAAGAUUUCUUCCCUCUGUUUUUAAAUUUUCUUAAAAAAUUUGUUUUCACCCUUUGUUUUCUGUUUUAGAAAAUUUACUCUCAUCUCAAUCUUUUCUAGAACACUUAUUUUAUACAAAGCAAAUUACUGGAUGAGAAACUGAAAUAAUUCCCUUAUUUUCCCUGGUAUCUGGGAGGCACAGAAUAAUCUUCAGUUUCAGAAACCUGUGGUUCUCAUUGUAAUGAGUUGCCCAUCAAAGCAUUUGGUCACUGUUUUCAUUUCAACACCAGAGAAAAGUCUACUGGUGUGGGAAUUUAAGGGUUAAAACAACACUAGUUUCUAGUUUUUAUUCCUUUGCAAGGAAAAAGUUACAUAAUGCUGGUUUUAUGGGCUUAAUAGAGGAUAUUCUUACUAUUUUAGGAUACUAUUGAUUUUGAGAUAUUUUCCUUGAAACCUUUUUACUUGCUUAAAAUCUUUAAAAUAUUUUGCUAUUUCAUUUAAUAUUAAAUCUGCUGAUGAGCUAUAUUUUUGUGAAGAGAAAAAUUGCCAAAAAUGUCUAUUGUUUUUGCAAUUAUAAUUUGGUUUUAUGUUUUUCUUUAUGUACAUUUUUUGACAGAUGGCAACCUUAAUUAAAGUUAACCUAAUUAUGAUAUGCUGAAAUUUAAUUUUAAACUGAAGAAUUAGAACAUCAAAUAAAUCUUAUUGAAAGCAUCUCUCUAAUAGAUAAUGCUUUUGAAAGAUCAGGAAAGAAAGAGAAUUGAGGUGGUUUUUAUCUUCUGAUUUUUACUUUAACUACUUAGAGUCAAUGGGUAAAACUGAGGAAAAUUGAGGAUCUUUCUUAAGGGUUCUGUAGAGUCAAGAGAUUAUCCAGAGGAGCCAGUGUGUAGUCUAGCAUAUUAGAGAGUGAAGACACCCCGGAUAUCCAGGCCAACCCCAUCGUUUGUAGGUGGAUGGCACUGUGGCACAGAGAGAAGGAAUUGUGUAAGGCCUCCCUCACAGCUCAUUUUUGGCUGAACCAGACCUUGAAUCCAGGUUUGUUUGUUGUUUUCUCUUUAUUGGUGUAGCUUAAUCUUUGUUUGGAUACAAUAAACAACCUCACUGAGCCAGCUUAAGCAAGAAAGGGACCUUAGUGAAACUUCAGAGUUAGCCCCAGGACUUGGGUAACCAGGGGUCAUGAGUCAAUGGACCUGGGGUCUGGAAAGUCAUUCAAAGUCCAGACUGCCAUUUCGCUUUCUCUCGCCUUGAGCAGAGGUCACCAGUUGUCAGCCUGUGGGUAGAUUUGUUUCUGAGCUGUUUAUAGCUUGUUUAGCAGUCUACAGUGUGCAUGUGCAUCACAAUUACCUAAAGGCCUUGUUAAAACAUUGAUUGCUGAGGCCCACCCCAGAGUUUGUAAUAAAUAAAUCUUAGGGUGGAUCUUGGGAAGUUGCGUCUCUAACAAUUUCCUAGGUGAUGAUGCUAUGGAAUCACACUUUGAAAACCAGUAGAUGAAGGAAUUCUGAUUUUCAUUUUCUUCAGACAGGGCAUGUCCCUUUAGUUCACCUCACUCCUGUUGUCCUGCCUGACCCCUUUUGAGUCUGGAAGCCCUGCCUAGCAUUUCUCUUCCCAUUGCUGCUUCAUGCUGUCUGCAGACCAAUUUUCUCUUCUUUGCUUGCUCGGGGCCCAUGAUGACUUCCCAACAUGGUGUCAUCAGGCCCCAGAAGCUGCACCUCCUCACAUACCCACAACUCUGAGGUGGUUAGGGAGGGACAAGUUCAUAAAAACAUGAGGUCAGAAAUCACUGUUUGGGAUAUACUCUUUGGACAGUUCAGGCAACUCAAUAUGGAUUUAUUACAGUAUAUCUGGGAUCACAAGUAUCCAAAAAUAUUCUAAUGGCUUAUGCAGUAAAGAGAUUCAUAGUUAAGUAAGUUUGGAAAAAUAACAGGUUAAACAAAUUUAAAUAGCUUUUUUUAAUCUGUAAAUAUACAUUGUACCUCUACAAAAUGGCAACUGAGAAUGCAACUUUUCCUACUUUUUUUUAUAUGUACGCCAGGCAUGAAUGGCUCCAGCCACCAAUAUAUUACUGUAUCCUAGCUUUGAUGGUACCUGCUUUGUACCUGAGUGAUGCAAGAGUAACUCUACCAAUCAGGUAUCUUCUUGCCCAUUGCCAGGGGGUUUGUCACACUCUUACUUACAGAACUACAAAGCAUACAGCAUUGGUCUAGAACCUGGAAACUACAGUGGUAAAAAAA
Phyllostomus discolor (pale spear-nosed bat) is the source of this 5601-nucleotide messenger RNA. It is a transcript of the gene PRCP, whose product is annotated as prolylcarboxypeptidase. Gene Ontology annotation, biological process: negative regulation of systemic arterial blood pressure; proteolysis; angiogenesis involved in wound healing. Gene Ontology annotation, molecular function: serine-type exopeptidase activity; dipeptidyl-peptidase activity. The transcript is spliced from 10 exons. The record is from RefSeq and is a predicted model, not a curated record. Lineage: Eukaryota; Metazoa; Chordata; Mammalia; Chiroptera; Phyllostomidae. Bases 711 to 2204 code for a protein of 497 amino acids.